ACGUCACGGAUGGGUGUUUGCUAUUGGCCAGCCAAGACUAGCAUCGACGUCACUCUUUGCCAAGCACGUGUCUCAUGCGACCCACAGUAGUUGUUUGCAGUUGUUUGUCAGUAUAAUUAGAGUUGCAUAUAUACGUUUUUAUACGUUUGGCAGUUUGUGCUUCAAAAUUUUGACCAGAUUUUGAAGGAAAUGCCGAUUUUUCGGCGUUGUUCGCAUCACAAUUGCCACAUUAAUGUAAUAGGAAACGCGGAAAAUACAAGACAAAAUUUUAUUAUAGGUUUAUGAAAUGGCUGAUGGGAAUUAGGACCUAAUACUAGCUUCUUGUCCAUGGAGGACAUGAACAGGAGGUAGUUUGUCUGCAUAUCACAUUUUGCCAGAAAUGUUGACUGAAAAAAACAGCUGUGUGGAGUGCACUCCCUAGUAAAAUUUCUUGACAAUGCCCUGAGUUGCCUAAUGGAGCAUCCAGAGCAUUUAGAACAAGAUGGCCAGCAAACAAGACCUGCCCCAAACAUUGCACCUUUCAUUCAGGCUUCCUUGCAUAACCUGGCGGCUCCCUACCUGCUGGAAAAGAGAGUGCAAGACAUCCUGGAGAUAGCAUUUAUUCCAAUAAAUGAUACAAAGUAUAAUACUGUCAAUUUUGGUAACCUGUUGGUAUUGCUGUAUGGUAAUUUUGGAUUUAAAGUGGUAGGCCUCAGUAUAUAGUUUUGGUCAUGGUCCAUUCAGAUCUGUAAUUGUCUGUUCAGAAAGUAGGCAAUCUUUGACAGGUUUUAAAACUAAUUAGUAUUACUAUGGAAUGUAUUCUUCCACCAAACACAUGGGCUGGAGUGGGAGUAUCAAGAGGGAGAGUUCAGUGCUUAUAGUUGGAGGUUAGGGAUAGUUUUCACAAGUGAUUUACAUUGUUCCAAGACUGUCAUUACAAAGAAUGUUAUAAGAAUUGAUACAAAUAGUGCGCAAAAGAUGGGACUACAUAUGCAAGUGAAUUAACUCGUGGAUGUAAAUCAAUAUGCCAUAAAUUUGAGUUUCAAGAGAUCCUGUAUUGUUUUCUUUCAAUAUAUUCUUUAUUAAACCUGCAACUCACUAUACUAGCUGCCAAACUGGAAGUCCAGUGGUCGUGCAAAGAGAGAGGGAGUGUAUAUUAUUGCUUUGUUGCCAAAUUGCUGGUUACUCUCUUUCUCUCCCUCUCUGGUAGACCUGUCAUUACGAAUUCCUAAGAAAGGGUCUUAACACCUCCCUACCUCCAGAAGAUUGGAACAAUUAAGAGGCAAUAUUUUUGACGAGUUUUUAAAACAAUUCACUUGUUCGAAGCCAUUUUUUUCUUGAUUAUUAGUUGUUGACACAAUUGCAAUUCUAUUCUCUCUUUAAACUACAAUUGAAUUUUCUGCAAUCCAGAACGGUGUAAGUGACAUUUUAUAAAUUCUGUGAAAAAGUGUUUAUUUUAUGCUACAUUUCAGUGGCAAUGUAUGUUUGUGGUUUUCAUGAACAGUUGAAAUGCUGUGGUGUUGAUGACGAAGAAAACACGACAACUUUACAAUAAUAUUGACUUAAAUAAAGAGAUUUCUCAGAAUUUAUAAAAUGUCACUUGUACUGUUCUGACUUUCGCCCAUUCAACUGUAUCAGAUAAUAUAGUAUGAUAAAUAAAAUAUUCAAGAUAUUCUCUCUAAACUACAAUUGUAUCAGAUAAUGUAAUACAGUAAAUAAAGUAUUUAAAAUAUUACUUUUAUUUCAAAAUAAUGUGUAACGUAAUGUUAGCUGCAAGACUUGUUUUUUAUUGCAUUUUAAGAAUGCUGCAAGUUGAAUACAUUUUACUUUGCCCCUUCUUCCGUCUUUUAUUCUAUAUUACGCUCAAGGUAAACGCAACAGUCGUUGAUACUGAACUAGAAGUUAUUAUUUGCAGCUGUUCAAUUUUUACUUAAUUUUAUAAAAAUUUAUAGUAAAUAAUAUAAAA
Messenger RNA from Gryllus bimaculatus (two-spotted cricket), 1945 nucleotides. NCBI's taxonomy places the organism in Eukaryota, Metazoa, Arthropoda, Insecta, Orthoptera, Gryllidae. The record is from the annotation of a GenBank genome assembly.